AUGCGCUUUUACAAAGAAGAGGCCCCAAUUCAGCUCUACUGUGAGGUUGUGAGUUAUCUCAGUAACCAAGACCGGUAUGGAAAGCUCCCAGAUCACAUUCGGCGUGAAACUGCAUUAGCAGCUAGCGAAAACAAGUCUGUUGACCCAAUGAGCAUCUACAUUGCAAUGACCAACCUAGUGAACCCACUCCCAACACCUCUUGAACGUCUUGCAAGACAUCUACUCACUGUCUCAGCCAACUCAGCCUCUUGCGAGAGACUUUUCAGUGCCUUUGGGCUUAUCCUCACCCGGCUUUGCUCUCGAAUGAGUAUCAAAUUAAUGACUGAUCUUGCUGAGCUCCAACUUCACCUACGUGAUGAACAUGUCCACUUGGGGAUACUCAAAAAAAAGCUGCGCAAACGCCAAAUACUCUCAAUGUCAACCAAUGACUUCACUUUGGGCGAAGCUGAACCUGCUAGUAAUCCAGGUCACCCGCCUGACAAUUCAAACUCGGAGGCAGAAGCUCUACAUAGUCCAUCUUCUACAUGCAGGAACUCAAUGGACGACAUAAUCAUAGGCUUGCAUGGCUGUCUGGAUGCAGAUGAAGACCCAGAGGUUGUGACAUUCGGACAAAUACAUGUAUCUGUAACAACCAAGAGUUAG
Molecule: messenger RNA, 642 nt
Organism: Serpula lacrymans var. lacrymans S7.9
Lineage: Eukaryota; Fungi; Basidiomycota; Agaricomycetes; Boletales; Serpulaceae
Exons: 2
Coding region: 1-642 (213 amino acids)
Source: RefSeq, a predicted model, not a curated record